This is a messenger RNA of Apis mellifera (honey bee), 3685 nucleotides long. Its product is annotated as D-galactonate transporter. NCBI's taxonomy places the organism in Eukaryota, Metazoa, Arthropoda, Insecta, Hymenoptera, Apidae. The transcript has 10 exons. Gene Ontology annotation, biological process: transmembrane transport. Gene Ontology annotation, molecular function: transmembrane transporter activity. The coding region runs from base 167 to 1690 and encodes 507 amino acids. The record is from RefSeq and is a predicted model, not a curated record. Gene Ontology annotation, cellular component: membrane.
UUCUCAUUUAACGCUCCAUCCCUCAUAGUCAGAGGGAUCUAUCUUCAUGUGUACGUUCGGCCACGUACAAAUAUUUUCGAUCUCUUUGUUUUAAUGUGUCUGUGCACAAGUGAUUUACUAAUUAUUUUAUUCUUUCACAUUGAAUGAUUAAGAUAAAUAGAGCACAAUGUUGAGCACAGUAGCACAGAAAUUGCAAUUCUUGUACAAACCGUAUGCGUUGGCCAUAGUUUCAGUUGGAUACGUACUUGGAGAGCUAGGUCAUUACUUAAUUGGUGUCACAAGCAAGGCGACGGCGGAGGAUCUCCACUAUGGUGAUAUUUCUUGCCAAUUAAACUCGACCACGUUAGCGAUUGUUGAUCUACCGAUUCAGUGCGAGGUUGCCAAAAAUGAAAGUUUUUGUGUGUCCCUGGAACUGAAUGGGACCAGCUAUUGCGAGUGGAACUAUAAUGGCCUUGGUCUCGACUAUCAAAUACUUGCUGGUCCGAGUUUCAUCGCCGUUUUCACGGUUAUAGGUGUCGCUUUAGGUAUUGCGGCCGAUAAAUACAAUAGAGUGAGAUUAUUAACCAUUUGUACGCUGGUAUUCAGUAUCGCUAUCGUUUUAAUGGGAGCAGUAAAAGAAUAUUGGCAAUUGGUUAUUCUACGUAUGGUUUUAGCAGCAGGGGAGGCAGGAUGCAAUCCCUUGGCUACGGGUUUGCUUUCCGAUUGGUUCCCAGAGGAACAAAGAGGACUGGUUAUGUCAAUAUUCAAUUGGGGCAUUUACGGUGGUUAUGGCAUUGCAUUUCCGGUUGGCCGUUAUAUUCCAGGAUUGAACAUUGGAAAUUUGGGUUGGAGAGCAUGCUACUAUGGAGCUGGUAUAAUCGGAUUGAUUAUAGCUGCUCUUACUUUUACUCUUUCUGAACCGGAAAGGAAGACGAUAGGCGAGGAAGGAGCAAAUGCCGAUGGGAAAAAAGUACCAAUUUGGAAAGUGAUCUUACAACCGAGGAUAAUAUUAUUAUGCUUGGCUGCCAGCAUCAGACAUUGCGGUGGUAUGUGUUUCGCCUAUAAUUGCGAUCUCUACUAUAGAGAUUACUUCCCCGACUACGAUUUGGGCUGGUGGUUGUUCGCAGUUACUAUAGUGAUCGGUAGCAUCGGUGUUGUGGUUGGUGGAGUAAUUAGCGAUAAAUUCGUCGCGAAAAUGGGUAUUAGAUCGCGGGUAGCUGUUCUAGCCAUUAGUCAAAUAAUUGCUACUCCGUUUGCCUUUGGCUCUGUGUAUUUCAAUCCUUUAUGGGCUAUCAUUACUCUUGGAAUUUCCUAUUUUUUUGCCGAAAUGUGGUUUGGAAUCGUGUUUGCAGUGGUCGUAGAAAUAGUUCCUCUUCACUUUAGAUCGACCACUGUUGGUGCUUUCUUAUUCGUUAUGAACAAUAUCGGUGGAAAUUUACCGAUACUCGUCGAGCCAACCAGAAUGGCUAUCGGUUUCCGAGAAUCUCUUUAUAUUUAUUACGCUGGUUUCUAUGGUAUUAGUUCUAUCAUGUUCUUUCUGACAAUGUUCUUGAUGGAUGGAGCCGUUAAAGAAGAACCAAAGACGGAAAUUAACAAUAAACUUGGAUAUGAUAAUAACAUAUUCAUUAACGACGAUGGACGAGUAUCGACUUUAGAACUUCCACGAUUAUAUCCACCACCACCGCAUCGAUUUGAAAAUUCUAAGUUAUAGAAAUAUCAUUUCCAAAAAUUUCAAGUUGUAUAUAAAUGAUCGUUUGUGAAAUGAAAAAAAUCCAUUUGUGAAUUUAAGUGACUGUAAUAUAUUUAUUUGAAUUAGUUUGAUUUCAAUGAUAAUUACAUUUUGAUUCUUCUUUUAUAAAAUAUGGAAUUACAUAAUAUUCACAAUUUUAAGUAAUAGAGAUUAAAAUGUUCAAAUGUUUUAUAAUUAAUAUUUUAAAAGAUUUGUAAUAAUUUUAAUUUUAUCAUUUUAGUGUUGAUUCUAAAUUUAAAGUUAAAAUAUUAUAUAAUAUAAUUGAUUUUGAAUAUUGUAGAAUUAUUUUUUGAUAAAAGAAGUCCAAAAUAAAUUUUUAUUUAUUGUUAUAUUAUUAAAAAACAACUUGUUAAAUAUACAUAUGUUUAUGUGUUUUCAUACAAAAAUACAAGUUCGAACAUAUACACACGAAGAACCAUCCGUGUAAUAUGCGGUAUAUGAUAGAUUUAUCAUUAUACUAUUUUUUUAUGUACAAAUUAUUUAAUAUAAAUAAAAAAGAUCUUUUAUUUGUAAUGUACAAAAUAGUCGGUAAACUAUCCUUGAUACUUCAAGGCUCGAUAGAUUUAUGAAAUAUUAUUAUUAUUGUUUGUAUAAUAUAUUUAAAGAUGUGUAUGUAUAUAUGUUUUAUAUACAUAUAUUUAUUUAUGAAAAUACUUUGAAAAAUUUAUCAAUAAUAAAUAGUUCAAGUGUUAUACGCUUAAGUGUCGUUGAAUAGUUCCCCAUUAAAUCGUGCCAAAUAUUUCACACAAAAUGUUAUUUAAUGCGCAAAAGUAAUGUAAUAUUUUGCGCAUCGCAUGAUAUAACUCACGUGAUAAUAUUGUCAUCACGUAUUCAUCAUAUAUUGGUGUGAAAUAAUUCAAUUAUGUGAUCCAAUAAUCAAGUAGAGACCACAAGUAUAUUUUUUACACUCAUGCAUAUUAUACUGAAGUUCAUAAAUAUUGUUUAAACCAAUCGUAUUGAGUCAAGUUAUAAUGUGAUUUUAAGAUUAUAAAGAAAUUUCAAAUUUUAAAUAUGUUAUUGUAAAUUUAAUGUGGACGAAAAUUAUUGUUAGAUAUCUAUUAUGACUUAUAUAUAUAACUUAUAUAUAUAAAUAAGCAAAAAGUUUAUAACAAAUAAAUAAUAAUCUAUUUACAAUUGGAUAAAGAAAACAAAUGAAUUCAGUUAAUGGAGGAAUAAAGAGACUUGGAACUUAUUAUACUGUUAUCCUAGUAGAUUCUAAAUCGACUAGAUCAAUCAAUACUUAUGGCCUCUAUUGUAGUUUAUAAGCAUUAUUUCUAUUAUAACUAUUAUUAUAUUCUAGUAAUUAUAUGUUUAUGCGAACACAAUGAUGCAUGAAAUUGCAUGUAUUAUUUUAUAGAUGUUGUGGUGAAAAAUAUGUCACCACUUGAAUAAAAAAAGAAUCUAUUUAUCUUUGAUACAGCCUCAUUGAUAAUAUUAUUAAUUUAAUUCUAUAAAUUACGUAAUUAAAUGUUACGUACAUAUCAAAUAACUUAUACAUAUACAUAAUACUAAUGAUAUCUCAUCUUAAAAAUGAAAUAAAACAAACAUAACAGUUUGUCUUACACAAAUUUAUCUGUGUAUUUCAUAAUUCACGAUCCUUGACAUAUUUCUUGUCUUAUUGUGAUUAUUUAAAAAUUUGUUAGAGGAAUUAUUAAAACAUUAUCUCGUAUAAUCAAUAUUGCAAGAUCUAAAAAAAUAAGUCAAAUAAUUUGAAAAUAUAUAGUAUACAUUAAAAUAAACAAAAUAAAAAUGUCUAUUAUAGCUAUCACUUUUCUCAAAAUUUUCAUUUUGCCCGUUUUCUCUAAUAAUGAUUUUUAUCUUUCUAGAAAAUUAUUUAACGAACUCUAUAUAUUUUUAAAUUAUUUGACCAUUUUCUUUAACCAUAUACAAUUAAUGCUUUUCGUUCAGUCUCUAUCUACCAACAUCUUAUCUGAAAUUCUUUCACAAAAAAAAAAA